This is a messenger RNA of Plasmodium reichenowi, 1732 nucleotides long. Its product is annotated as exported protein (PHISTb). Lineage: Eukaryota; Apicomplexa; Aconoidasida; Haemosporida; Plasmodiidae. The transcript is spliced from 2 exons. The annotation marks the transcript as partial. The record is from RefSeq and is a predicted model, not a curated record.
GUAUAAACGUAAUAUUAUCCCCAUGAUAGGGCUUGUGUAUGUUACAAUAUUGACUGUUGGUAUAUUUUAUCAAGGGGACUUCUGUUCUUUUAAUUCUGAAUUUAAUAAGAGAUGCUCAAGAAAAUUAUAUCAUGAAGCAAGUUCAUCGGAACCCGAUCAAGUAGAAGAACAUGGCAAAUUGCAUAAAGUGAUUGAUGUGGUUAAUAAUGAAGAAGGAUCUUCAUUAAAUAGGAUAACAAAAGAAGAAUCAGAGAAUAGUCAUAAUGAUAUUUUUAAGAAUUAUAAAACUUUAUUUAAUAAUGUGAGACAAUAUGAAGAAAAUAAUUUUUCUGAUAAAAGUGGUUCUAUGGUUUUCAAUGAAAAAGAUAAUCAAUUAGAUAAAAGAAUUGAAUUAUUAAACAGUGAUAAUGAUAAUAUAAAGGAAAAUAUGUUAAAUAUAUGGAUAGAAGUUAUUAGAAAUGAAAGAAGGAAAUAUGAGAAUCUAAAGGUUGCUAUAUAUAGAUUUUAUAAUGAUUUAAAAAGUGUUCAUAAAGUACCUAAGUCAUUUGCUGAAGGGAAAUGGCAAGAAUGUAAUGAAAUAAUUUUAAUAGGAGGACAAAAUAUGGAAACUUAUAUGGAUAAUAUUUUUUAUGAUUGGAUUGAUAAUAAUAAUUUAAAUAUUAACGAAUUUAAAUUGAUAGUUGAUGCAAAUAGAUUUGCAUGGAAAAAACUAAAUGAGAGUGUAAAAAAUUCAUGCGAAGGUAUAUUAAAUAAAACAUUUGAAGCUAAAUUAAAAGGAAAAGAAUUACGUAGUAAAUUUAUUGUUGAUAUGUAUAAACAAGUAUUUGAUAAUGCUAUUAAAAGAUGUGUAUUAAAAAAUAAAGGAUUGAAUCGAAAAAUGAAUGGUUCAAAUUAUGUAGAUAACAUAAGGAAUGCACCGUUUAUAGAUAUAGAUGCAUCUGAUGAUUUACAUGAAGAAAUAGAAAGUCAUAAUUUUAAAGGAAAUGAUAAAUAUGAUGAAGAUGAAGAAGAAGAUGAAGAAGAUGAAGAAGAUGAAGAAGAAGAUGAAGAAGAAGAAGAAGGAAUAGAAGAGCAUGAUAUCAAUUAUAAAGAUAGUAUAGAUGAUUUAGAAUAUGAACAAGAAGAAUAUAAUGAUAAAAAUGAAAAACAAACGAACCCUAUAUAUCAUAAAUUUGGUUUGGGAAAACCUGAAAACUACUUAAACUAUUUAGAAAUGAAUUUAUUAAACUUGAAGAAGAUUUUUGACGAUUUAGAUAUAAAUUUUAGUGAUAUAAAGAUGGAUUUCUCAGAUAUAGAUAAUAAAAUAUCAGAUGUAGAUAUAAAUUUUGAUGAUUUAAAUGUGGAUCUGACAGAUUUAGAAAAUGAUUUUUCAGAAUUACCAAUUGAUUUUAAUGACUUACCUAUCAAUUUUAAUGACUUGUCAAUUAAUUUUAAUAACUUACCUAUCGAAUUUAAUGACAUACCUAUUGAUUUUAAGGACAUAUCUAUUGAUUUUAAUUACUUACCAGUUGAUUUUACAAACUUAAAUAUAGACUAUAGUGGAUUAGAAGUAGAUUAUAUUAAUCCAGGUGCAAAUAUGAGUAAGGAAACUGUACAACAUGAAGAACCAAAUAUUAAUGAUUCAAUUAAUGAUUUAUUUAUUGAUUCAUAUAAUGAUUUAUCUUAUAGUGAUACAGAUUAUGAAGGAACAGAACAUGAAGCUGAUUUAUCCGAGCAGGAAUCUAUUAUAUGA